AUGGCCACUAGCCUGGGGAACUCGGACGAGCUUCUAAAAGAGUUGGACCUGGAGAACUACGUUACCUUCGUGAAGAGGUGUUUUAAAAAUGGAAUAAAAAAAGAGGAAGAGGACAUCUGCGCACAAGACUUAAGGAACCUGGCCAAGUGUCUGCCCAGGGUCUCUGGCGUCUGGUACGAUUUACACAAAAACAGCUGGGAGGCCAGGUGGGCUGAAGGAACAAAAUCUGCAAGGAAAUACUACUCUGUGCAAAAGUUUGGCUUCCACGAAGCGAGGAAACUAGCCAUUAAAACCAUAAAGACGAAGGAAAUAAAUUAUAUAUACAACAGCAUAAAUGAAGAUUUUAACAAACCACUCAAGUGGAACUUAAAUAGUGAAUUCCUAGAGAUGAACCACGACCCCAUAAUUAACCUUAAGAGGAAAUAUAGAUCCCCUAAUUGUAAAGUGAGGGAGAAAAAGAUUAAAAAGGACCCCAGUAGUGGGAACGGUGUUAAUAGAAAAAAUAAAAAUGAACAGAAAUAUAUCACUCAAACAAGGGGGUUGAGAAGGGGGCAUGUCCAUUACACCUCUCCUGGGAGCUGCGACACCUCACAGAAAUGUAGACUCCACAAAUCAGAGGAACAGCAUGAUAACUGUAGGGACGCACCAAAUGGGUUACAUACAUAUGGCCUCACCAACGACCACGAGGAAAACAACGGAAAAGACAAUGGAAAAAAUGGCCGGGAAGACCACAGUGAAGCUUCGUACAUCUUUGAAGGAAAUAUUUCCAAACUGAGAAACGACCAAAAAAUAGACAACGUUCCUAGCGAGCAUAUCGUAGAAGGUAGUCUCUCCAGUACUUGUCUGAAUCAGAAGGAAAAUUACACAAAAACAGAAAUGGCGUUGUCUAAAGAGGGGCAUUUUCAGCAUCCUGUUCAUAUGGAUGAGUGCAAUGGUACGUGCCUGAGUGAGGAAGAACCUUUGUCGAAAGAAAACCUAUGCACCGUGGACGAAAAGGAGAAUACUCUCUCCAGUGUUAACAGCCUUAAUGGGAACAUUAACGGUAUGGAUGAUUAUCAUACAUCCCCCAUGAGUACCCCCAGCCACAGUGAUAAAAUAGAGGAUAAUAAUUCGGGUAAGCAAUGUGAUGAUGAAACGCCCAAGGUAGAAAGCAUACUCCAAAAACAUACACUUCGCAAAAAAAUUCUCAACUGCAAUAAAGACAUGAACGGGAAGGACAAAACGAGCUUGGUUAAAUAUCCAAGAAACAAAAUCCUGAGCUACAUGAGACAACACAAAAAAACGAAAAACAAAAGUACCCUGUAUAUCAAACAAAAUGGACUGCUAAAAAUGAACUUAAAGCAAACGACAAAUAAGAUGUUCAAUAGGGAACAUGGGUCCACAUGGAACAGAAGGAACUUAAAAAAAAAAAAUUUCCUAAGUGAAAAAAGGGCAUGCAUAAAUGGGGGUGCACUUUUUGUUAAAAAAAUAAAAAGCUGCAAUCACACGGAAGGAAAGAAAUGCAAGAAUUGCGACUUGAGGAAGAAGCAGCUGAAGGGUCUGCGCGAACAUGGCUCACUCCUCAUUCCAAGUGUGGUCCCAAACGGUGGAGAAACCUUCAAUGGGGGAGAUAGCUCCAACGAUGGGGAAACCUUCAAUGGGGAGGAAUCCCCCAACGUGGACCUGACGUACCAACUAGGCAGUAGCAUGGCCUCCCCCACGUAUGGCGAGAUGAACACGGAGAACGGCGACGAAGGGGAUGAUCAGACGAGUAAACAGCUCGAUCCCCUGAAGAAACGCACGCAGAAAGAUGACGCAAAAAAGGAGAACACACAACAGGAGUGUAUACAACAGGAUUACACACAAAAGGAGUGUAUACAACAGACUUACACACAACAGGAGUACACCCCUAGUACAGAACCGGCUCAGAAGAUGAAGUGCCGCGUGGAAAUUAACUUAAAGGAAGUCAUCCACUCGGACACGCUAAGCAUAUUCAAAAAUGCAAUUAAUUUACUGCUAAACGACUUGAAGUGCAAAUGUGUGCCCCACUUGGACAAACAGUUUUUGAACAUCCUGGAGAUUAUCGAUAAUCACAUCAGCUACGUAAACUCCAUGCUCAGUGAACAAAUUUUAAUUACUUAUGUGCACCUAUUUGAUAUUUGUGUGUCCAACAAUAUUUUACCAAGUCAAAUGGAUCAAAGCGUACAGAAGGUUUUUUGCAAUGCGCUGAUUGCGUUCCAUAUUCUCCUUUUUAAUUUCCUGAAGGAUAAACGGGGCUAG
This is a messenger RNA of Plasmodium knowlesi strain H, 2259 nucleotides long. RefSeq names its product AP2 domain transcription factor AP2-O3, putative. The record is from RefSeq and is a predicted model, not a curated record. Lineage: Eukaryota; Apicomplexa; Aconoidasida; Haemosporida; Plasmodiidae. The transcript has a single exon. Gene Ontology annotation, biological process: regulation of DNA-templated transcription. Gene Ontology annotation, molecular function: DNA-binding transcription factor activity. The coding region runs from base 1 to 2259 and encodes 752 amino acids.